This is a messenger RNA of Colletotrichum phormii, 1181 nucleotides long. RefSeq lists its product as uncharacterized. Lineage: Eukaryota; Fungi; Ascomycota; Sordariomycetes; Glomerellales; Glomerellaceae. The record is from RefSeq and is a predicted model, not a curated record. The transcript has a single exon. Bases 83 to 1045 code for a protein of 320 amino acids.
UUACUUCAUCAAUACUACAGCUUCCAGAAACUAGGUAGAAUUGAGAGUUGCAUCAGCAGGGCUAUUCCAUCAACGAGACACAAUGAAGAUUUCAUACGAAGCAGUCUUAAGAUCUUUAACAGGGGUCUCGCAGGCUACUAAGGCUGCUCCUGAUGAAAUCGACACAAUCAAACAGUUGCUGUCUCCAGCCAAUGAGGGCCUCACUCAGACCAAGACCAAGCCCGACAGUCUAUCGUUUCAAGGCUGGCAAGACUUUCUCAAGCAACAUGCCACAGAAACCACCAAGACUACCCUUCAUAUUGCACUCGUCGCAGUCGCAGUCUCAUUCCUCCGCGAGACAGCACGCCAAAACCAACCCGCCACAGCAGACGGAAUCAGGCAAUGCUGGACCAUCAUCCACGACGCCCUCACAUCCACAAGCUCUUCCCAAACGCAGUUCACUGCCUCUCGCAGCGCCCAAGGCUUCCUCUCGGUACCGCUGUGCAGCUUGGUCAAAGACGGUAGUAUCGACGAGCUUAUUCGCCUGCACGUUUGGAUGCCAGACGGCAAGCGCGGGAACCCCGAUUUCCACCUACACUCCCACCAGCCGUUUGCGCAGAGCUGGAUCUUGGCCGGGCAGGGCGUGGACCACUCCUACCAGGUCGACCCUGUCGAGGAUCCCGCUGAGGCAACACAUGCAGAGUAUGCUCUUGCGUGGAACGAUGGCAAGGGAGCAAAUACCGCGUAUAAGACGCAUCAGGCUUCCUCUACGGUGCAGAACACGGGAAAGCUGUUUCGAGCUUCGAAGACUCUAUCAGAAACUCACUCAAGGGGAUCAACGUACACAGUUCCGGCAGCAAAGUUCCACGUCUCAGAAGUUGCGCCAGAUGCCUUACAUGCGACUAUCUUCUUCUUCGAUUCCCAUCGCGGGUUCGUGAAAGAUGCUGGUGUUCUUGGGCCGAAAGAUGGGGACUCGUUUACACAGCUGCGAGAUCCGGCUGGGGUUACGCCAGCAGAGCUUGCGGAAGCGGUGGGCAAUGCUCGAUUGCAAGAGGAACAUGAGUGAGAGCCAACGAUCUGGGUUAUUAAUAUAUGUGGAAGGUCAUUUCAUUUGACUAGAAGUCGCCCAUGAUGAUACUUGUAACAAGGGUCGAUUGCGCUCUUUAAUUUCGUAGAUCUUAUAUUCAUACACAUUUAACGCA